Beauveria bassiana ARSEF 2860 is the source of this 1845-nucleotide messenger RNA. Its product is annotated as amino acid permease. Lineage: Eukaryota; Fungi; Ascomycota; Sordariomycetes; Hypocreales; Cordycipitaceae. Gene Ontology annotation, molecular function: amino acid transmembrane transporter activity. Gene Ontology annotation, biological process: amino acid transmembrane transport. The record is from RefSeq and is a predicted model, not a curated record. Gene Ontology annotation, cellular component: membrane. The transcript has 3 exons. The coding region runs from base 1 to 1845 and encodes 614 amino acids.
AUGGCAUCGUCCCCAAGCGACGAUAUCGAGCUCGGGCCUACCAACACGUACAAGAGCAAAGACGACUUCACCUACGGCAGUUCACACAGCAUGCGCGAGGCUGCCGCGUACGAGGAGCCGAAUUCGCGCAUUGGGCGCUUCUUCGAUACCUUUCGCCGCGACCCUAACUCGACAUUCCUCCUCGCCGAGCACCAUGGCCACGACCCGGCCAUCGCGCGCCGCCAGCACAACGGCUCACACUACUACGACCUGCACCUCGCCACGCUCGAGAAUGCCCACAUCGGACUGUCGAGAAGCCUCAAGGGUAGACACUUGCAGAUGAUUGCGAUUGGCGGCUCCAUUGGCACGGGGCUGUUUGUCGUGUCUGGCAAGGCGCUCAACGCCGGCGGGCCCGCGUCGCUGCUGAUUGCAUUUGCCAUUAUCGGUGCUAUGCUAUACUCGACGUGCCAGGCACUCGGCGAGCUCGCCGUCCUUUUUCCCAUUGCAGGGUCUUUUUCAUCGUGGGCGACAAGGUUUCUCGAUCCAUCGUGGGGGUUUGCUAUGGGCUGGAACUAUGCUCUACAAUGGCUCGCUGUGUUACCGCUCGAAAUCAUUGCCGCCUCGCUCACCAUAGGCUAUUGGAAUGACAAGCUCACCAAAGCCAUCUUUGUCACCAUCUUCCUCACCACCAUUGUCCUUAUUAAUAUGUUUGGCGUCAAGGGCUAUGGCGAAGCCGAGUUUCUCUUUUCCAUUGUCAAGGUCAUUGCCGUGAUCGGCUUCAUCUCACACAUUACCCUCGGCAGCCUCCUCGGCAUUGUGCUCAACUGCGGCGGCACUCCAGACCGAGGCUACAUUGGCGGCGAAUACUGGCGUGACCCCGGCGCAUUUAAUAAUGGCUUCAAAGGCCUCUGUAGCGUCUUCGUCACCGCCGCGUUUGCCUUUACCGGGACGGAGCUUGUCGGACUUGCGGCCGCUGAGACGGCGAACCCACGCAAGUCCCUCCCCACCGCCAUCAAGCAGGUGUUUUGGCGCAUCACUCUCUUCUACAUUGUCGCCCUUACCCUCGUAGGGCUCCUCGUCCCGCACAACGACCCGCGGCUGCUCGGCGGCGACAGUAAGGCUGACGCCAAGGCAUCGCCAUUUGUCAUUGCGAUUGAAGAAGCCGGCAUUCAGAUCCUGCCCUCGGUCAUGAACGCCGUCAUCCUCGUCGCCGUGCUCUCCGUCGGCAACUCGGCCGUGUUUGGAUCCUCGCGCACCCUCGCCGCCCUCGCCAACCUGCACCAGGCCCCCAAGUUCCUCGGCUACGUCGACCGCAAGGGCCGUCCGCUCGUCGCCAUUGCCGUCGCUGGCGCCGUCGGCCUCCUCGCCUUCCUUGCCGACGCCAACUCCCAGGGCUCCGUCUUUGAUUGGCUCCUCGCCCUGUCCGGGCUCUCCUCCAUCUUUACCUGGGGCUCCAUCUGCCUCUGCCAUAUUCGCUUCCGCCGCGCCUGGCGCCUCCACGGCCGUCCCGUCAACCACCUCCCCUUCCAGUCUCAGGUCGGCGUCGUCGGCUCCUACCUCGGCCUCGCCCUCAACAUCGUCGUCGUUGUCGCCCAGUUUUGGGUCGCCGCAUUUCCCAUUGGCUGGCGCACCAUGUCGUCCGCCAAUAUUGCUCAGAACCUCUUCCUCAAAUGGAUGAGCGCGCCCAUCAUUGUCGUCUUCUACGUCCUCCACAAGGUGUACUACCGCACGCGGUACGUCCGCAUUAGAGACAUGGACGUCGACACGGGACGGCGCGACUGGAAUCUACCCGUGCUAGUAGCGCAGGAGAGGGAAGAGCGCAUGACGUGGCCGAAGUGGAAACGGUGGUACAAAUUCAUUUGCUAA